CAACGCGCCACUGCGAGAAAAAAAGACCCAGCGGCAUCCCACCAGCUAUCGAUCCCAUCUGGUUCUUUGUCGGACGUCAUACUAGUCGAAAAUGACCGUCCUCUUUCUCUACACCUAGCCUUUUUUUCUGUUUCCUCCCAGUCUCAUUCCAACCCGGGGCGCCCUCACUCUCUUCAGGCUCAACUCCUGUUUCUCCUCGUCGCUAGGACCCACUGAUGGUCAUUCACCCGCUCAGACAUUCAGCAGUCUAUUCCAAACAAAGCCAGUCCUUUUUUUAUCUGCCCUAACUCAUCAUGAGUGACCUUGACAGGGCGAUUUCGCAGUUACGCGCUUGCCGUCUGAUACCCGAAUCCCAAGUCCGUGAGCUCUGCUGCAAGGCGCGAGAGCUUUUGAUAGAGGAAGGAAAUGUGGUGUCGGUGGAUGCUCCAGUUACGAUCUGUGGAGAUAUCCAUGGCCAAUUUCAUGACUUGAUGGAACUCUUUCGUGUCGGCGGGGAUGUGCCCGACACCAACUACUUAUUCAUGGGCGAUUUCGUCGAUCGCGGUUUUUACUCUCUCGAAUCCUUCCUCCUCCUUCUCUGUCUUAAAGUCCGCUACCCCGAUCGCAUCACUCUGAUCCGUGGGAAUCACGAGUCCCGCCAGAUCACCACCGUCUACGGCUUCUACGAUGAGUGCAUCCGCAAAUACGGCAGCGCCAACGUAUGGCGAUAUUGCUGUGAGGUCUUCGACUACUUGGCGCUGGGCGCUCUGGUCCUUGGAGCAAGUUCAGAGCUGGAACCGACGGGGUCGAACAUGGCCGAUACCACACAGUCCACCAUGCCCAUUGACGAUGGCGAGCUAGAAACCGAAGUGCUCAACUCGAGGGGAGAGGUCACAAUGAGCACCUACAGACGACGGCAGAGAGCGUCAUCGGAUGCGUCAACAGACUCCAGAAACAUAUCCCCACCAAGAGACAUCUCCGCCACCCCAGGUCAGGCGCCUCUCAGGUCCGGUGCCCCCGGCACAGGAGCCUCAGGAGACGGCGCAGGUAGCCUUUCUAGCAGCAAGACAGGCGCAGUCCUCUGCGUCCACGGAGGACUCUCACCACUCAUCGACACAGUUGACAAGAUCCGAUUGAUAGAUAGAAAACAAGAAGUUCCACACGAAGGCGCCAUGUGCGACCUGCUAUGGUCCGACCCGGACGAAAUCGAAGGCUGGGGAUUGAGUCCCCGUGGAGCCGGAUUCCUGUUUGGAGGAGACAUUGUGAAACAAUUCAACUACAAAAACGAUCUGUCCCUAGUUGCGCGGGCCCAUCAGCUCGUGAUGGAGGGCUACAAAGAGAUGUUCGACGGCGGGAUCGUCACUGUCUGGUCAGCCCCCAACUACUGCUACCGAUGUGGCAACGUUGCCGCGAUUCUCGAGCUCGGCGAAGAUGCCAGCAAUGGAGGCACGGUCGCCAGAAGCAACGGUGAAUUUGGGCGGAGUAACGGUGUAAAUGGAUCGGAGUCUCGAGUCGUCAGUCCCGGAAGAAGGUACAGGGUGUUUGAGGCUGCUGCACAGGAUACAAGGGGUAUGCCCGCGAAGAAACCUGUUGCUGAUUAUUUCCUGUAAUACAGUGAUACCAUGUUGGCGCUCACUUGAUUGUUUUCCCUAUGAGUCCUAUCUACACUUUUAUAUAGGCCGGACCGGACAUAGCAUCUCAGUUUUGACCAUUGAUGACGACAAAUGCAUAUGUGACUUGCAUGGAAUGGAACUUUUUGCAUCUGUGAAUCUUACUCCCGUUCUUUGCGGUAUUUAGUGGAAUGAUGUAGAGUAGAGCGUUCGUUUCGCUAUCUAGCUAAAGAAACGACCUGGCCUCUGACUUGGGUUUACGGG
Aspergillus wentii DTO 134E9 is the source of this 1853-nucleotide messenger RNA. RefSeq names its product serine/threonine-protein phosphatase. The coding region runs from base 294 to 1589 and encodes 431 amino acids. Gene Ontology annotation, molecular function: protein serine/threonine phosphatase activity. The record is from RefSeq and is a predicted model, not a curated record. The transcript has 3 exons. Gene Ontology annotation, cellular component: nucleus; cytoplasm. Lineage: Eukaryota; Fungi; Ascomycota; Eurotiomycetes; Eurotiales; Aspergillaceae. Gene Ontology annotation, biological process: peptidyl-serine dephosphorylation; double-strand break repair via homologous recombination.